AUGGAUUGCAACGAUAUUACAGACACUAAAUUAAGUGAUGCAAACGAAAUGAAGGCUUCAUCCCUGUCACUUAAUGCAAUAGUUGAUAAUUUGAAAUUUAAUAAAGGAGACGAUGAAGGUGCUGAUACAAAUAAUAAGGUUGUUCUUAUUUCUGAUGUUAGAAAAGAUGUUACUCCAGAGAUGACUGCUUUUAGUGUCGGUGAGGAUUCAAAGGUUAAGUGUCCAGAAGAGGAAACAUUAGAAAGCAUCAAAAAAAAGCAAAAUGAAUUAUUGGAUGAGAUCAUGAAAUUUAGAGACAGUGUAAAACCAAUUGAGUUCGAAUCAUACUAUGAUUACUUUACGCUGAAAAAUUUUAAAAGGGGAAUAUCUGCAAGUGGACAAGUUGAUUUUAAUAUGUUACGAAGACGAGAACAUGGAAUUUAUUAUAAAAAAAUAAAGUUGGACAAAACAUCACAAGGUAAUGCCAAUGAUACUAAUUCUACAGCUGCACUGCCAAUAACUACCACUACCACCAGUACUGGCAACAUGUCAGACAAUGAAACUAAUCCGAGCGUUAUUAAGGCCCAAGACGAUGAUGACAAAAUUACAAAAGAAGAGGACUUUAACGAGUCUAAAAGCACGACACCAGAAGAUAUUGUGAGUUUACCUCCUAGAAUCACUAGGUCGCAAAAUUCCCAAACUUCCAUUAAUAACUCAGUCACCUCGAAAGAAAGGAGACCAGUCAGUUCUCAAUUCUUGGAUGAUUCAAAAAAACUAAUAAAUGGCGAUAUUUCAGUACAAUCUAUAAUUCCUAAUAAAUUUCUAGGAAACAACAGAAGGCGGUCUUCUAGAAUUUCAAAAAGGAUUACAGAUAAGUGUUCCUAUAAUAACUCGAGCAACGAAAAUUCUGAUAAUGAAGAAAGUGGUACAUCUCAUAUCCAAACUCUAUUUGAAAGAAUUAUUCCUAAAACACUUGAUCCAAUACGAAGGUCAGAUUGGAUAUUACAGACUAAGGAUAGAUUCUCUUCUGAGAAGCAUUUACAAACUCAUCCUCAAUAUACUGUUAUUAAAAUGAAUGAGUUAGUGUCAGAAAGAAAAAUACAAUUCUUAUUAUCGAAAUUUGAAGGUGGAUUAGCUGGGGUUCGUAAAAAAUAA
This is a messenger RNA of Tetrapisispora phaffii CBS 4417, 1134 nucleotides long. It is a transcript of the gene RFM1, whose product is annotated as Rfm1p. The transcript has a single exon. Lineage: Eukaryota; Fungi; Ascomycota; Saccharomycetes; Saccharomycetales; Saccharomycetaceae. The record is from RefSeq and is a predicted model, not a curated record. Bases 1 to 1134 code for a protein of 377 amino acids.